Acomys russatus (golden spiny mouse) is the source of this 3375-nucleotide messenger RNA. RefSeq lists its product as uncharacterized. The transcript is spliced from 4 exons. Lineage: Eukaryota; Metazoa; Chordata; Mammalia; Rodentia; Muridae. The coding region runs from base 1 to 3375 and encodes 1124 amino acids. The record is from RefSeq and is a predicted model, not a curated record.
AUGGAAUCUGAAAAUACAAUGAUGGAGAAUGAAAACUUCUGGAUGAUCCCUGAUUCUGAAAGUUAUUCAGUGGGCUCAUACACAGAAAAAGGUGGAGCAUCAGUAUCUAAGGUACAUCUAACACAAAUUGAUAAAACAGAAAAACCUAGAAUUAAGAGAUAUGUGAUAGACUCUGACUCUGACUCAAGUGAGAUGGACUCAGAUUCAGAAAGACGUGAGCUAGCUUCAGCAGCUGUUAUGUGUUUCAUGGAUACAAAAACAUUUCACCGGAGCACUGCUGGCAACAAUUUCCCAAAGGAUUCUUGGUCUGAAAGAAGAACAGUGAACUCAGACUCUGAAAACCCUGUGAUGUCCUCUGAUUCCGUGAAGCACAUGAAGAAGGCUGAAACAUGCAAAAGUACCUGUAAUUUGGGAAGACUCAAGGUGGCCCGCAGGUCUGAGUCUCUACAGCAUUGGUUAGAUGCUAAAAGAAAAGAGUUAGAUUCUGAUUAUGGUGGACAUUUGGAUAGCUCUGGAAAGUAUCACUGUAAAUCUAUAGUACCUAGCUUUGGAAAAAGCCAGCAUGACCUUCAAACAUUUCAGAGCAUCACUGAAGAAGAUCAAGUAGGCGCCAGCUCUGAAAAACAUCAGACACAACCUGGAAAUGAAAGAGAUAGAAAUGAACCUGAAAGUAAAAGACACCUUAUAAAGACAGAGAAGAGAUUAGACAAUAAGGAGUUUCAAAUGGAUAGGGAAAGAGAAGGAUAUCUUGUGGAAUCUGACCGCCAUGAUUCAGAAAAUGAAGCACACCUGCUUGAAGCACACCGGCUUGGUGCUCGCAGAAAGGAUAAUCGUCCUCCAGGUUUUUGGAGGCCAGUUACCUUGCCUCCCAAGCUUGAACACGAAAAGAAAACUGAAGAGCAAAAGUCUGUACAGCAGAAAGAUAGCAGAGUUUGCAGAAUUCAGUGUAGAAAAUACAGGAGUGAAGACAAAACUGUGAGAUCCAAAGAGACUUCAAAUCUCAGCUACAAGCAAGUUUCACGGGAAAAAUUAAAGGAAAGGCACACCUAUAGCUCAUUAACAGAUGAAAAGAUUCACAGAAAAGCCAGCCAGAAAGUAUCUGUCUAUAAGCGUCAUUCCAAGGAGUAUGGCUAUACCCAUAGCUGUGAGAGUUUUAGGUAUCAAGUUACUCCCAAUCCUCUAAGUUCUGAGACUUGCAUCUCUAAUAUUUCGUCACUUGUUGACAGCCCAACUUGUGAGAGUCCUAAGUCUGUCACAAGACAGAAGGCUCGAAGAAGUAUUACAUUUUCUUUGGAUGUAGGAACUCAACAAUGUACCAGAUGUUUUAUGGAAAUCGGUACCUCUUCUUUUCAUAAAUGCCCCAUGAAUUCUGAUGAUUCUGACUCUGAUUCUUCUUUCCAUGGCCAGAGUUCAUCACAUUGCAAAUAUUCUCUGAGCUCUAAAACUGUUAGACACUACAAGACUUCUCGAAAUCGCCCUUUAUCUCAAUCCCUAGAUCCUAAGUAUCAUGUGGGCAUCCGCUGCUCGCUGCACAGGGAAGAUUCUAAAUGUUCUAUGGAUUCCAGCUCUUAUUUACAUUGUGAAAGUUGUUCAGCUCUCCAAAAACAUAGGGGCUCUUCUUCUACCCACACUAUCUCUACAGACACUAAAAAAAUCAGGGACCAGGGUCACAUAAUGUCAACACCAGUAAGAUUGUCUCAAAGUGAAAGCAAGUUCAACCUUACUACCCAACUUCAAAAUAAAGAUAAUCCUGAGGACAGCAAUAUUAAAUUUAUUAGCGCUAAAAGUGUCAAAGCUAAGGCUAAUAUACUUGUUUCUAAAGAUGAUACAGACCAUGAAGAUGAAACAACUACUGAAGAUGAAACAGAGGUUGAAUAUGAAACAGACACUGAAGAUGAAGAUGACACCAAAGAUAAGAAAGAUCCCAAAGACAAAUCGGACCCUGAUGGCAGCAGUUAUCCUGAAGGUGGCAACUCUGAAAAUAAUACUGACAGCAACAAUGGGUCUAAUCCUAGUGGUGCUUCCGGGCCUACAGGUGGACCUGAUUCCAGCAAUGAUGGUGACUCUAAAAAUAUAACUGAUAACAAUAAAUCUGACCCUGCCGUUGAAAAUGCCACCAAUAGUGACAUUAACUUGAAAUAUAGCACUGAUGAGAUAUGUACCAACAAUUUAGACAAUGCUUCUGAUCAGGAAGAAUAUUUCAAUCAAUGCAAUGAUGCUAACUUCAAGGCUGACACAAACCAAACCUGUGCCUCUGGAAAUGAAAAUAGAACUGUGAUGGACUGUGUUUCUGGUUGCAACAAUGACACUGACCCUAAAAAUGCCACUGGACAAGAAAGAUAUAAUGUUCACUCUGAGAUAAUUAGAUCACUUUCCAACAAUCCUGACUUCAUCAAAAAUGAGAAUGCUCCUAGCAUCAACCCCAGCUCCCAAAACAGCCAUGGCCCCCUAAAAGAUCUUGACUCUAACUCUAUUAGCAAACCCAGUAGUGCUACUAGUCAUGAUGUUGUUAGUACUAACAACAUUGCAGACCCUUACUAUGGCACAAAACCUACUAGCACUGCUAUUUACAAAUAUACAGCUAUGCUAAACUAUUAUUCAGACCUUAAUGAUGUCAUAGUGUUUAAAUAUAAAGUAAGUUCAAGUUUUAUAGUCAACUCAAAGUAUUUUGACAGAAAGAAAUACGCUAUGAGACCCAACAUUACACCUAGCACUGUCAAUGCUGUUAAUACUAGCAAAAUUACCAGCUGUACUAGUGCUAUUACUGCUGGAAAAAACUAUGCCACAGACACUAAACAUUUCCCUCGAUUUAGUCAUAUAAAUAGUUUCAACAUUAUCAUCAAUGCUAAUAAUUCUACUAGUACAAGCGAUAUUAACAAUGCCCCUGUUACUGAAUUAGAAAUCAAUUCCACAUCAUCUGUCCUUAAAAUUGUUUAUGGAAGUAUCUCAAACUUUGUUUUUGGCACAAACUAUACUUAUCCUGAUUUUUUGAUAACCUCCAAAUUUUAUGACCCACUUGAGCUUAGUAGAGCUUAUACAAUUUUUGAUAACCAAAAUAUUGGUGCUCAAUUCCAAUACUCUGCUGUAUACAUGGACUCUCAUAAUUGUAAAUAUGCCACUGGGUCCAUAGAUGCCAUUGAUGCCAAAGAAUCUGGAUUUGUAAAAGAUUUUUCUAGGGUCCAGAAUCCAAUUGGCAUCAAGGGCCCUUCCCCUUUCAAGAUUCUUUCAUAUCAAAAUGUUCCACUCCCUAGUAUUGAUGUUAUAGUGGAAGCUGAACUGCCAGAUAUUUUGAAGUUUGCUCUAUCAUCAGGUGCUAUGAAGCAAUCAUUUGAGCUCAGCCUCAAAACAGUUAGCAGACAAAACGUUGGCCAUUGA